ACCUAGACUUGAGAAACCAAUUAAACACGAUCGAGCUACAAACAUGUCUGCUUCUACUUCCGCACCUAAUCGUGAGCUGCUCCAAGCUGAUUCUGCAGGAGACUUUUACUCGAGGAGAUUGCUCCUGCCCUACAAGUUUUACCAGCCACCGACUAUGGCAACUCCUCCUGCCACUGGAAAUGGCCACGAGUCGCUGGAAACCAACGCGGGUGACAAAAGUUUCGACGCAAAUGUUGUCAUGGUCCUCUCAGUCCUCUUGUGCGCACUGAUUUGCUCUUUGGGGUUGAAUUCUAUAAUCAGGUGUGCCUUAAAGUGGUCAAAUAUGGUAGCCUUCGAGUCCGGUACUACUGGAAAUGCCUCGGCUCGGAAGGCCGUUACUGGGGUGAAGAGAAAAGCCGUCAGGUCUUUCCCGACGGUAAUCUUUUCGCCUGAGCUGAACCUGCCGGGCUUGGACACCGAUUGUGCAAUAUGCCUAACGGAGUUCGUGGCAGGCGAGCGUGUGCGCCUUCUGCCCAAAUGCAACCACGGUUUUCAUGUCCGGUGCAUCGAUAAAUGGCUAAGUUCGCAUUUCUCGUGCCCAAAAUGCAGACACUGCCUUAUCGAGACAUGCGAAAAGAUCGCCGGCCGCAGCCAGGCAAGCUCAUCGGAACAGCCCCCAACAGUGGAAGAAGUCGCUGUAAGCAUCGCAGCACUGGAACCUGAAGGUUUGAUUCGUGCUUACUUAUAGGGGGAUGCAGUACUUAGGCGUAUUCUUCAUCCUUACAUAUGAUAUGGAAACUGUAGUAGUUUAGCCUUAAUUAAUUUGUGUAAUAGUUAGCACUUGAAAGUAGAAAUGUCUCCAUUUCUCUGGUUACAGCCUUCAUGUAAAUUUGUACAGAAUA
This is a messenger RNA of Carya illinoinensis, 881 nucleotides long. RefSeq names its product RING-H2 finger protein ATL78-like. The record is from RefSeq and is a predicted model, not a curated record. NCBI's taxonomy places the organism in Eukaryota, Viridiplantae, Streptophyta, Magnoliopsida, Fagales, Juglandaceae. The transcript has a single exon. Bases 44 to 727 code for a protein of 227 amino acids. Gene Ontology annotation, biological process: protein ubiquitination. Gene Ontology annotation, molecular function: transferase activity.